Messenger RNA from Cinara cedri, 1495 nucleotides. NCBI's taxonomy places the organism in Eukaryota, Metazoa, Arthropoda, Insecta, Hemiptera, Aphididae. The record is from the annotation of a GenBank genome assembly.
AUGUCUAACGUAAUGUGGAAAUAUUUUGUUAAAAACGAUAAUGAUGGUUCAAGCAAGUUGUGUAAAAUGAUGGUAGAAACAUGUGGCAAUACGACCAACUUAAAACAACGCCUCAAACGUAAGCACCCAUCUAUAAAUACAUCUGCUAGAUCAGACCCCAUUUUAUUUGAAGAUGAUGAAGAUGAUUUUCCAAUUGUUCAGUCUAUAGUAAGUUUCAUGAUUUAAUUAUUGAAAUAUAUCAUUAUUGCAAUAAUAUGCAUAUUUCACAUGUACAUAAAUUUUUAAACAAUUUUCCUGCAGUUUGGUACACAAACUUCUUUGGAUACAGUGAUUACGUGUCAUUCUCGGUCUGUAUCUCAAAUGUUCUGGAAAUGAAUCUGUGAUAUCAAAGAGAAGUGAUUUGAGUGAUUUAAUUUCUGACGUUUCUGUGGCAUCAACGUUUACUUUGGGCACAUUGGCUGGCAAAUCCUCCAGUUCAUGCUCAAAAUGUAUACAACCCACAAUUGAUCAAUCAUUCAAUGAAAUAAGAUCCUAUGAAAGUAAGAUUUAUUAAUAUAAAUAUUUAGAAAAUUUAAAACUUAUUGUUUUUUAGUUAGAUAAUUUUUUAUAAUAGAUGUCUGUGUUAAAUUUUGCAACAAUUCAAAUGUCUGUAAAUAUCUCAAAAUUAGUUAAUGCUUUCCAAAAAUUAAUUUGAAAUGUAUGUAACCUUUAUUAUCAAACUGUAUAUAUUUCUAGUUGCUAGUGUUAAAUGUAAGUGACAAAAAUUGUAUAGACAUGAAUAUUUUUAAUGUUGACAAUUUGUCAUUUUUCCUGUCGAUUCAUAAUUUUUCUUAUUUUUGUAAGUACAUGAAAGCUUGACAAAAUGAUAUAUUUUAUUUUGUUUUAUUUAAAACUAACUAAUAUUUAUAACCUAAAUAAAUAUUAAUAAUAAUAGUUCAUGCAUUUAAAAUCAAAAAAUUAAUUACUUAAUCUAAAAAUACACAAAAUAAAAAUAGUCGUUGAGAUACGAUUGAAACAUGUGCUCAAAACAAGCUCGGUAGAAUCAAUUUUACCAUUUAAUAGUCCUUCAAUAAAUUAAUUAUUUUUUUGAUAUAUAUAUGUAUAUAUUAUGUAAUAGUUAAUAAUUAUAAUUAUCCAUAAGUCACUUUUUAUAUUAUAUGACCUGGAUGAUGAUUUAAAAAAUUAAAUUUUAUAAGAUUAAAUAUAAUUAGUUCAUAAAAUUAUUUAUUUUAUUUUUAAAAGGAGGUGCCAAAAGUGAAUCAGUCACAAAUUCAAUAGUGUAUAUGUUGGUCAAAGAUAAUAUGCAACUGUUAUCGACUGAAAAAGAUAGUUUUAAACAUUUGAUAAAAACAGUGAUAUCUAUGUAUAAAGUUCCAUCCAGGAAGACAAUCACCAAACUCAUUAGUUUAAAGUAUGUAACCAUUAAAAUUUAAAAUAAAUUAUCCUUAGUUGAAAAUAUUACUUUAACAUCAGAUAUAUGGACAAAUACUAUUAA